This is a messenger RNA of Puntigrus tetrazona (Sumatra barb), 3980 nucleotides long. Its product is annotated as putative helicase mov-10-B.1. NCBI's taxonomy places the organism in Eukaryota, Metazoa, Chordata, Actinopteri, Cypriniformes, Cyprinidae. Bases 304 to 3357 code for a protein of 1017 amino acids. Gene Ontology annotation, molecular function: RNA binding; ATP hydrolysis activity; 5'-3' RNA helicase activity. The transcript has 22 exons. The record is from RefSeq and is a predicted model, not a curated record.
AAAUGCGAACCGCAAACGGCCCCCUCAACACCUGGAAACCCGCACGAUUCUGAUAACUGCGACUCAGGGGUGAAGUUCGGACCUUCCCCCUUACGUGCGCCUAGUUAUGUUUUUUAACAGAUGCAAGCGAACGACACAAAAUUGGUUUUCAUUGUGGAUUAGUAAUAAAACCUCUUAAGUUUCGUUUCUUCCGUCGCUAUCCGCUUCCGCAGAAACAGCUGUCCUUGCUUCGUGAGAGGCAGAGUAAAUCAUAAAACGACGGAGUACAUCACCACAGAGCUCACGACACCAGAGCCGAGAAACAUGAACAGGAGAAACAGGAAAAAACAGCUCUCUAGGGAUGAUUUGCUUAGCGUUGGAUUUGACUUUAUAGAAUUUCUGUCGGAAAGCGAAAGGAGAUCCAUUACUGAUAGAAUAACUCUUAAAACCAUCUAUAAUGAAGAGUUCCGACACAGGGAUGGAGUCAGAGACCCAAACUUCUCUUCAGUCCUCUUUGUGUUGAGAAACAGCAGCAAAGCGCGCAUCACCAGAUCAGGACACGUUUACUUUAAAAAUAAUGUCCGAGUGCUGCACGAUCAAUGGUUUAGACCCUGUCACAGACAACAAAAUCAAGCUACUCCACCUCUGAGUAACGGUAGCUCAUCACCCCCCGCUAGUGACCAGAUUCCUGACCCAUCGUCGGUGCCAGGGCCAGAAGAUGGAGUCAGAGGAAGGAGGACACUGUCAAAAGCCAUACUGAAGAGAAUAUACACUACAGAAAGGACUGUGUUUAUUGCUGAUAAAAGUGGGGUGCGGGUAUCUUCAGAACUGCAGACAGAGGAUGGCAUGAUUCAGCUGUUUGUGGAGAAGGCAGAAAUUCGUGAGCUAAAGUUGUUUGUGGAGAACACAGGUCAGGAUGCUGUGUAUUUCACAUACUACACUGCUCUUCAUUGGCUGCAGUAUUUCACUCUGGAAGACAGCAGAAGAGUCACACGUAACAAUCCACUCCUUCUGGAGCCAUAUGAGAAGUACGAGGUGACCUUAAGAUUCAAAGCAGAACACAUAGGAGUCUAUCCUGCCACUCUGGCAUUCGAGUUCAUGGAAAACACCCAACCCGCCACCCGUCCUUUCCACAUUGUUCGGUUCAUUCAGGCAGAAUACAGAUCUGAGCUUGCAGCUUUGCUGGGUCCAGAAGAACCAUUCAGACCUAAGAGGCUUGAGACAUAUGAACCUGCGAGGUGCAACAUAGAUGAGGGGGUUCAACCUGAGAGUUCUGCUCGAAACUUUUUGAAGUUUGUGGUGCCACUGGAUAACUACGCUCGUCCUUCUUACAUCUCUGACUUAGCCGAGGUCCUAAAAGGCAGCCGUUCUUUCCCAAAGCUCCAGGAAAAGAAGUUACUUCUAGAGAGCGAUCUGGGUUUACAUAACUAUAAGGAGCGCUUUGAUCUACUACUGUACCUGGAAGAAGAUCAAAUGUGUCUAGACAUCAAGAGGUAUAACAAAGAUGAUGUGUCCAUGGUGAGAGACCGUGAGAACAAACGGCUGCUGGUCUUAGAGCUCCCUGGUGUAUCAGAGAACAGACCAUCAGUCCUGAGAGGAGAUCACCUACUUCUCACCAAGAGUGAAGAGGUUAAUUUCUCAACUGUGACCAAAUACAAAGGCUACGUCCAUAGAGUGGAACUGGAUCAAGUCAAGCUGGGCUUCUCUCAAAGACUACUUAAUGGUUUCAUAGAUAAUAUGAAAUUCCACGUGGAGUUCACAGUGAAUCGUCUCCCGUUAAAACUGCAACACAGAGCAGUGCACAUGGCGGUCCAGCAUGAAUUAGGUGAUGUGCUGUUCCCUGUGGGCUCAAGGAGCUUGAACCCCGUGCAUCCACCUGCACUGAGGCUGUUUGAUCAAAAGCUGGAAAAGAACGAUGAACAGAAAAAUGCAGUAUGCAACAUUGUGGCCGGUACGUCCAAGCCGGCGCCGUACAUGGUGUUUGGACCUCCUGGCACUGGUAAAACUGUCACGAUCGUGGAGGCCAUCAAACAGGUGGAGAAGAAUAUACCUGGUGCCUGCAUCCUAGCUUGUGCUCCAUCUAACAGUGCAGCUGAUCAGCUGUGUGAAAAGUUGAUCACUAGUCAACAUGUUGAUGCACAGAAAAUAUACAGAGUCUAUGCCAGCUCACGUAAUCCAAGAGAUAUCCCUAAAGUCCUAGAGAAAAACAGUAAUCUGGAGGGAGAGAUUAUUAUUUUCCCAUGUAAAGAGGAUCUAAUGUCCUACAAGAUCCUGGUCUGCACUCUGGUCACCGCUGGCAGACUGGUCAGCGGGGGUUUUCCUAAAGGUCAUUUUUCACAUAUCUUUGUGGAUGAGGCAGGACAUGCUGUGGAGCCAGAGACCAUCAUCAGUGUGGCAGGACUGCUGAAUGCAAAGACUGGACAGCUUGUUUUGGCCGGAGAUCCUAAGCAGCUGGGGCCAAUCCUGAGAUCUCCUUUUGCCAUUAAAUACGGACUUGGUCUAUCCUUGCUGGAGAGGCUGAUGACACAGAAUGAACUUUACCAGAAAGGUACUACCGGAUAUGACAACUGUUAUGUAACCAAGCUGCUGCGCAACUACAGGUCUCAUCCAUCCAUUCUGAAGAUUCCUAAUGAGAUGUUCUAUGAUGGGGAGUUGGUGGCAUGUGCAGAUGAAAUUAUCUCCCGCCAGUACUGCACGUGGGAGCACCUUCCAAAAAGAGGAUUUCCUGUGAUUUUCCAUGGAGUGAUCGGAAAGGAUGAGAGGGAGUCGAACAGCCCCUCCUUUUUCAACACUUCUGAAAUUGAUAUCAUAAUUGACUACCUGAAGAAGCUGCUCCUGACACAGGCCAAGAAGGGCAUUGCAAAAAUCUUCCCCAAAGAGAUUGGCAUUAUCGCCCCCUACAGGAAGCAGGUGGAGAAAAUCAGGAAGGCCAUCAAGAUGCACAAGGAUCUUAAAUCCUGUUCGGGUAUUGAGGAGCUGAAGGUUGGCUCCGUGGAGGAGUUUCAAGGUCAGGAGAGGAAAGUGAUCAUUGUGUCAACUGUUCGCAGCGACAAGAACCACAUCAAUUUGGAUGAAAAAUUCAACAUUGGGUUUCUGAAGAAUGAGAAGAGGUUUAAUGUGGCAGUGACGAGAGCAAAAUCCCUGUUAAUUAUGGUGGGAAACCCCAUCAUUCUACAGAGAGACGCAGCCUGGGGCCGGUUUAUUAAUUACUGCAUUGAGGAGGGAGGUUAUACGGGAUAUGAUAUUUCCAAUUUGGAGGAAACAGAGGCGGUUGUUGAGCGCCUGCUCGCACUAAACAUCUGUGAGGAGAUCAUAGUGGAAACAGAGGAGAGUGUGGUCCAGCAAUAUCUGAAUCCUGAGUGGAGACAUGACCAUUAGAUGAAGUGCCGCCAUUAAAGUGCCUCCCAUUCCCAUUCAUAGCCUAACCACACCCCUUGCCCUUCCUCCUGAAGUUAGACUUCAUUUUAAUGCUAAAACUGGAUUAUGAUAUGUAAACAUUGCGUUAAAGUAAAGGGGUAUUUUGUUCUUAGUAAUCGGUGCUGUAAACGUUUGAGAAACUUCAGCAUCCAUAAUACACUAGACUCAUUCCUGUAUGGUAAUAUCACGGAAAAUUCUCAGGGCUUUGCAUGCCGUGUCACCUAUAAUGAUUGAAACGUUGUAUUAUAUGUUUUAAUGAAAAUGCAUUCAUCUGAAAUCCUCCGCAGUUGGAAUACAUGGUUGAUAAUUCACUGGUUACUGCCAAAAAAAGCCUUGUUUUUAUAAAAUUAUCAAACAACAGAAAUGUUAUUUUAAUUGGUGUUGAUAAUGGUUUUGUUUGUGGACCCACUGGAUUGUCUGUAAAUUGCAAAUAGAGUUGAAGGAUUGCAUCAAUGCAUUGUCAAACACAUCAAGACUUUUAAUGGAAGUAUUGUAAAAUGGAGGAUGUUGAAUCACACAUUAAUGUAAAAUUUGUACAUGACACGUAUGGGUUGUUAUUGACCAUUAAACUGUAUUACGCCUUA